Messenger RNA from Lingula anatina, 3015 nucleotides. RefSeq lists its product as uncharacterized. Lineage: Eukaryota; Metazoa; Brachiopoda; Lingulata; Lingulida; Lingulidae. The record is from RefSeq and is a predicted model, not a curated record. Gene Ontology annotation, cellular component: membrane.
CGUAGAGAAGUCACAAAUGGAAGGACAAAUUGUCGUCUUUGGAAGAGUUCGACGUCUGUAUCCUGGAUGCAAUCUUAGGUCUUCGCCGCCAGUUUGACAAUCAUCGAUAGAAUUCAGUUAAAAGGUGAUUGGAUGAUAAUUUAGCAUACCUGUAGAAGUCAUACGUUGGUGGUAAAACGCUAAAUCUUUGACCAGUCAUGUUUUUAGCAGCGACUGGACACUGUCGGAAUUGAGACGACAACGAAACAUUGACCGUAUCAUAUCAAUAAAAGAAUGACCAAGUUAAAGAAUCCGGUCGGUUCUAUCAGCUUCCUUGUGUUUGGAAUCUUCACAUGCCUUCAUCCAUCAGUAACAUAUUCGGCCUUGACCUCCAUGACAUGUGACCUUGACAGCGAUUGGUGCUCCUUUACGCAAGACAAGCUAGAUUUCUUUGACUGGAAAAGAGGAAACGGUUCAUCCACAUAUGAGCCGCCUACAGACCGGUCAGGAACCGGACAGGCUCUCUUUAUUGAUCCCACUUCACAGGCCUACAGCGACUACGCCCGCUUGUACAGCCCUGACUUUCAGUUCAGUGGCUGCGGGAGCAUCUCUUUCUUCUACUUCGCGUCUGGGGCGAACGUCGGAGAGCUUAACCUGAAACUGAAGAGUCACGCCCUCCUCGGACUGGCUACUCUGUGGUCAUUCAAUGGCAGUAACCCUUUACCCGCCUGGCAACAAGUGUCCGUAGCCAUAAACUUCCCUGCGACAUUUAAGCUAGUAUUUGAAGGUACAGCAGGAUAUGGAGCGAUCACGUUGGCUGUGGAUGACAUCACCGUGACGUCAUCAUCCUCAUGCCCGCCACAUGCCAUUACGCCUACCACGGAUACCGGCAGUCUCUCAUGUGAUUUCGAAGCCGACUGGUGUGGCUUUACUACGACCAACGUUAACAAUUUCCAUUGGCUGAGACAUAGCAACGCCACGCCCACUCCAGCCACCGGCCCCAAGAUUGACCACACUUUUGGCACGGACGCUGGCUAUUAUCUGUAUGCUGAGACGGACCAAGGGGUCUACAACGACAAGACCCUGCUCUACUCCCCGCCGAUCACCCUGUUCACUGGGUGUGCAGAUCUCAACUUCUGGUAUCAUAUCUGGGGCACCAGUGUUGAGGUACUCAGGGUGUACAUAGACGGCAGUCCCAACGCACCAAUGUGGCAAAGCGCUAGCGGCUUCAGCGUGAUACAGUCUUGGCAAGCGCCAUCUAGUGCCCCGUUCAGGAUAACGUCCUCGGAGACGUUUAAGCUGGUCUUCGAAGUGUCACGUGGAAUAGAUAACCAUGGAGAUUACGCUAUAGAUGACGUCACAAUCACUGAACUCUCGUCCUGCACUCAAUCUGUCGCCCCCACUGUGGAAGGUAAUGGCCAGACGACAAUUCUCGGAGACAAGGACGGGAAAACCCUCCGGUCAGCCAGUGACACCCAGCACCCCUCCCUGUACCCUAACGACUUUAGCCACACCUGGAACAUCUCUGUGUCCUCGGGACUCAAGGUCAAGGUGAAGGUCACAGCCAUGGACCUCGAGGAGUGUUGUGAUUUUUUAACGAUUGAUGGAGAAGUAUUCACGGGGUACACCAUACCGCCAGAAAUCGACACCAACUCCUCCCGCGUGUCUAUUAACUUCCGGUCUGAUAGAACUGUCCAGAGAACAGGCUUCAUUCUGGUGUGGACGAUGUACGGAGAACCAAGAGUAUACAAUUUUGGAGACGGGCGCAGUGAUUUUCCAGGUUGGGUAUUUGGAAUCUUAGCAGCCUUUAUCUUUGCGGUAAUUGUUGCUUUCUGUGUGUUCAAGUAUUUGUGGAAACGCUACAAGAAAGUAAGAGACGCCAGACGAAAGAAACGCUAUCACCGAGCGGCGUCCCCUGGAAAGGCCUCAAACGGAAGCAGCAACGGUGCCUCACGUCGUCCCAUCACGGCAUCCGGUCGUCCCACCACGGCAUCCGGCCGUCCCGUCACUGCGGCCACCCGGCGGUACGGGAAGGACGAGGAGCAAUAUGACGCCGAGUUCGAGCAGUUCAAGGCGGAGACGCGGCGCCACAUGCGGGAACAGUUCGACCAGCACCUCUACGACACCGUCGACAACAGCAAACGGGACAACGACAAGAACGACGAUCAUAUCGCAAACGAAGAUGGCGGCGAUUCUCUGUCGGACGGUGAAGGCGAUAGCAGCGCAGCGAUUCCGGGCAUUGUCGAGAAGACGCCGCGUCCGAGCAGCGCGCGGCCUAAGAGCGGUGCUGGAGGACGCCCGGGCUCCAGUGCCGGCGGUCGACCUGCGUCUGGUGCUGCACGCCCAGGGUCGAUGGCAGCGGGUGGAAGAUCUCAGAGCGUCGCCAGCAUGGACGCCAGCCGGAAUUCCCCGUCGCCUAGGGUCACGGCUCUCCACCCAUCAGCGUCGGUAGGAGGUGACAUGAAUUCAUCACGACCCACCAGCGGGAACCGGUCUCCGCGACCUCCUAUUCGAGAGGAAGAACUCGUUAUCCCAGCGCCUAGUGGAGGGAGACCCUCAUCCUCUCGCUCUCGUUCAACGACGCCCGACGCCAAGCGACCGGGGGUGCGUUUCAGCGACAAUACAGCCGUCGAUUCUCAGCAGCAGCAGUCUUCAAACGACGUCAUUAUCAGCCGACCGACAGCCACGCCCAGGCAGAGCGAGCCGGACAUGACGAAAGAGAUAGACGACAUUCUGAACGAUUUCCAGCCACAGAAACGCCGCACGCUGCCUCCAGUCAAGGCGUUACCUCCUGUAAAAUCCCUUCCACCGGUCACGUCAAGCAUAGCCGGGGCGGGGCUAUCGCCUCUGACACGCCCACGCUUGCAGCCGAUUCGUUCGCCGGCGGUUGACUCCACCCUUUCCUCUCAACGGCUGCCGCCGUCUAUUGUCAUUUCUCCGGCCUCGCUCAUGGUGGAUAACGAGUUCGAAAAUUCCGCUCAAAUGAAACCGCGUCGACUUCAACCAGUGGUAAGAGUUGAAAGCACGGACCUCUGA